This is a messenger RNA of Heterobasidion irregulare TC 32-1, 735 nucleotides long. RefSeq lists its product as uncharacterized. The record is from RefSeq and is a predicted model, not a curated record. Bases 1 to 735 code for a protein of 244 amino acids. The transcript is spliced from 6 exons. Lineage: Eukaryota; Fungi; Basidiomycota; Agaricomycetes; Russulales; Bondarzewiaceae.
AUGUCUGUGAUCAUCAAUAUACCCGGCUACGGCGCAUCGAGCUCGGGUGCUGAAGUGUUGACAUCUGACGAUUCCCAGCGGGAAGGGGCUCCGUCCCCCGAGUCCGUGAUCGAGCGCGACCCGCCGAUAUCCCAAAGAGAGGACCGAUCUCGAAAAAGGAAGCGCUCGAAUGACGACAGCGAUGAUGAUGACGGCGCGAGAACCCCGCCUUACGAACCAACUGAACCUAGAUCAUCUCGCGAAUCUGAACUGCCGGACGAUGACCAGGUCUAUGCAGCGUCAGAGUCAGAAUCUGAGCACUCAAAAGAACCGUCCGCAUCAUUGGACACUGACGACAGGGAUCCAAAUAAGCUGUAUGAAUAUCACAGGGAUCUUGAGGGUCGGGAAGAAGAGGCUCAGUCUCACGAAGAGGCCCCGAGACUUGCAAAUGGAGAAAUUCUGCCGAAUGUGCGCAACACAUAUACCGCCAGUCAAUUUGGCUUCAUGUGGGAUGUCGAAAGUCCCCCCGUCGGCUCUUCCGUCGCCCAGGUCUUUGAAUCCAUGACCUUUAGACUAGGCGAUGAAGUCCUGCUAUCCGAUCGCGGCUACCACCCGGCCCACCCAGAGAACAUUGAAGAUGUCAUUCCCGGAUGGAGUGGACCGUUCGUGAUCACGGACUUUCUUCCACAGUACGGCGCGUACAUGGGGCUCAAGCCAACAGAGGUCUUAGCGACUUUGAGAGCGUUGGAGAUGUGA